This is a messenger RNA of Salvelinus fontinalis (brook trout), 1826 nucleotides long. RefSeq names its product periphilin-1-like. The record is from RefSeq and is a predicted model, not a curated record. Gene Ontology annotation, biological process: protein localization to heterochromatin; negative regulation of DNA-templated transcription; negative regulation of gene expression, epigenetic. Bases 477 to 1373 code for a protein of 298 amino acids. Lineage: Eukaryota; Metazoa; Chordata; Actinopteri; Salmoniformes; Salmonidae. Gene Ontology annotation, cellular component: nucleoplasm. The transcript is spliced from 8 exons.
CGCGAAGGGAGGGAUUCUGUCAGGGGGGAGAUUUUCGCCACAACACCGGAAACCUCACAAGUCGCAGGCAGGUUUGACGGCAACGCCACAGGUGACAACGCCAGGUAGCACAAUAUGGCUGGUACAAACCUUUAUGGGCAUUCAUUUGUUUAUUGUUUUUUUCAAAUGAGUUUUUAAUGAAACCUGUUGAUAGGACAGGCUCAUUUGUACAUAGGCCUUUGUGUGCUGUCUCUCUUGAAAGUUUUCAUACAUAGACUUUUACAACAAGAAGUUGAAUGCCCCGGACCGACCGCUUUCUGCAUUGUUCGCAUAGGAAUCGAAAGUAAAAUGACGCUGUCACGAAAUACAUAAGGUAGGUGGUGAUAAUGAAACGAACCUGACAGAGCAACACAACAAGCCCACACCUGAUCAGACGUGUGUUGCUGGUAACGACUGAAUGAAAAGAACCAUUUCACUGGAACUUCUAAAUAAAAUAAAUGGAUACACGGCCAUACGAGACAACGCAGGGCAAGAGCUCCACCAUGCCACACAGAGAAUGCAAUGAAGAGUCACGUGACAAGAGGCCACGCGAGGGACAUAUCAAACAUGUCACUGCGGAGGAGAAACAACCUUUGAGAAGAAUGAGAAGUCCGCCUAGAAACAGAAUAACUGGUUCGUUUAGGCAGAGGUUUGGAGGAAGAGUCAACAGACCACGAUUCAUAAGGGACGAUCAUUCAUUCCGGAAGCCCCGCUUCAGUUUUGGGUUCCAGAGAUACCACUCCUUUACCCCCCGCCCACGGUUUCACUGGAGAGACCAGUCCGGCCCCCCUGGGCCCCCAGGCCCACCACAAGACCCAUCAGGCCCCAACAGCCAGUACAGUGACCAGAGGAACAUGGACAGGAACUCCCCCGUCAAGUCCUCACCUAAAGGACACACCAUCAGCUGCUAUGUCUCUGCGCAGACUGCAGUACUGUGGAGGUGUGUGGGUGUGGGUGCUCUCAGGUCUUCUGCAGGCGCCAGCAGAGAGGAGAAGCAGCCUGUGUCGUUCACAGUGGCUCAAAAGAAGGAGAGAUCCCACAGCAGAGAGGGAGAAAGAGAGAGGGAAAGAGAGCUCCCCUCCACUGUGAGCAGGGCCGCAGCACGAAACAGAACCAUCCAACAGAAGAGGAAAGAAAUAGAACAGGUGUACCGUCAGGACUGUGACACGUUUGGUGUGGUGGUGAAGAUGCUGAUAGCCAAAGACCCCUCCCUGGAGCGGCCCAUCCAGUCAUCUCUACAGGAGAACCUCAGGGAGAUUGGCCUGCGCUGUGUAGAGGCCAUGCAAGAGUUCAUUGAGGAUUAUGACACCAGGGAACCAUCCACAGUGAUACGCACACACGCACCUUUGUCUUAACCUGUGUAAGUGGCUGGCUUGUCUACAAAACACUGAUUGUGGUGUAUACAUGCUGAUUGGGUAUGUAAACUCGUGAGCUGGUCUGUCCUUGGUCAGUCAAGCCAAAGUCACUCCUGGUGCUCAGCCUUCUGGAAGCUCUGUGACUUCUACUGAAACUCAAUAAUUUAUGUUUGUCAACUUUCAAUAUUGCUCUUGACAAUGUGAUGAUGUAAGAUAUAGCUAUUGCACUUGUGCUUCCUACCAAAGUGUAGUUCAUGAAUUCCAAGCCCGGUAUUAUAUUGAAAUGUUGUCUUUUUUAUUGAAAAUGUAUUUAUGACAUGAUUAAUACAUGACCUAUAAUAUUUUUAUAUACUAUGUUGAUAUACAAGGGUGAUUUCUUCCAAUAUAGAGCAAGUUUCUAUUUACACAACUUUUGGAUAUUCUCGGUGCAUUAAAAUCUGUUCUUGAAAAUUA